GAAGAAAAAGAACCUCCACAGGUCUCUUCCUCUUCUCUCUGCGCCCGUCAAAUUCCAAACACUAAAACUUCAAUUCCACCCCCAAAUCGAAGAGAACAAUGACCAUGAAAGAGGAGCAACAAAGUCCCAAGAAGACGAUCCCACCGUACAUGAAAGCCAUAUCGGGCUCGCUCGGCGGGGUCGUGGAGGCUUGUUGUCUACAGCCCAUCGACGUCAUCAAGACCAGGCUACAGCUCGACCGGUCCGGGACCUACAAGGGCAUCAUCCACUGCGGCUCCACGAUCUCGCGCUCAGAGGGCGUGCGGGCUCUCUGGAAGGGGUUGACCCCCUUUGCGACGCAUUUGACACUCAAGUACACUCUUCGGAUGUGGUCCAAUGCGAUGCUCCAGAGUGCGUUUAAGGACUCCGCAACUGGGAAGCUCAGCAACCAAGCGCGCUUGCUCUCCGGAUUCGGUGCCGGGGUUCUAGAGGCUCUUGUGAUCGUUACGCCAUUUGAGGUGGUCAAGAUCAGAUUGCAGCAGCAGAGAGGUUUGAGCCCUGAGCUUCUGAAGUAUAAGGGUCCUGUGCACUGUGCUCGCAUGAUCAUUCGAGAAGAAGGUCUCCGUGGUCUCUGGGCAGGGGCUGCUCCGACUGUGAUGCGUAAUGGGACAAACCAGGCUGCCAUGUUUACAGCCAAAAAUGCUUUUGAUGUCCUCUUGUGGAAGAAACAUGAAGGUGAUGGGAAAGUCCUCCAACCAUGGCAGUCUAUGAUAUCGGGAUUUCUUGCUGGUACCGCAGGUCCCGUGUGUACUGGACCCUUCGAUGUCGUGAAAACAAGGUUGAUGGCUCAGACCCGGGAGGGGGGUGUGUUGAAGUACAAAGGUAUGAUCCAUGCCAUAAGAACAAUAUACGCGGAGGAAGGGCUUCGUGCCUUGUGGAAAGGACUUCUGCCCCGGCUCAUGAGGAUUCCGCCUGGCCAAGCCAUAAUGUGGGCUGUGGCUGACCAAGUGACUGGUUUGUAUGAGAGGAGAUAUCUUCGUAGUGCACCCUUGUAGGAAUCAUUCAGAUUGUUUUGCUUGUACUGGUUUUCAGUUUUGUUGCAAGCGUAAAGUGGACAACUUGUUUUCACAUUGAACGUACACCAUUGUCUAUGAUUGUAUCGAUAAUUUGGAGGCGCAAGAAAGAGGCGGAGGGCAGAUGGAGCGGGAAUCACUAAUCUUGCCCACAAUGGAUAUUUCAGCACUUUCAUAUUUGCCUUCUUUGGAGGUAAAAUAGUCAGCUGCUAUUUCACAUGCUCUGUUGUUUAGAAAUCAUUUAACAUUGUUGAAUCAGGCACCCUUUGUUA
Molecule: messenger RNA, 1324 nt
Organism: Corylus avellana
Lineage: Eukaryota; Viridiplantae; Streptophyta; Magnoliopsida; Fagales; Betulaceae
Gene: MSFC1
Product: Mitochondrial substrate carrier family protein
Biological process (GO): fumarate transport; succinate transport
Cellular component (GO): mitochondrion
Molecular function (GO): succinate:fumarate antiporter activity
Source: RefSeq, a predicted model, not a curated record